UCUCUGUGGCCCUGGCGGACCGCGAAGAUGGCGGCGCCCAUGGAGGUGGCGCUGGUGUCGGACGCGGCGGGGCCGCUCUGCAACUGCUCGGUCUGGGAGCUGCACUCGGGCUCGGCCUUGCCCGGGUACCGCGGCGGCAACAGCGGCCCGCGCGGGCUGGCGCUGCUGGGCGGCGAGCACCUGCUGGGGGCCCAGCUCGGCAAGAGCUACAUCAACGUUUGGGAGCUCCAGAGGAAGGACCAGCUGCAGCAGAAGAUCAUCUGCCCCGGGCCCGUGACCUGCCUGACGGCCUCUCCCAACGGGCUCUACAUCCUGGCAGGGGUCGCCGAGAGCAUCUACCUGUGGGAGGUAUCCAACGGGAACCUCCUCGCCAUCCUGAACCGACACUACCAGGACCUCACGUGCCUCUGCUUCACCGAUGACAGCAGCCACUUCCUCUCGGGGGCCAAGGACUGCCUGGCCCUGGUGUGGAACCUCUACAACAUCCUGCAGGCAGAGCCCUCCCAGAUCCCCGACCCCCGGCACGUCUGGUCCCGGCACAGCCUCCCCAUCACCGACCUGUGCUGCGGCUUCGGAGGGCCCCUGGCACGGGCUGCCACCGCUUCCCUCGACCAGACAGCCAAGCUCUGGGAAAUCUCCUCCGGGGAGCUCCUGCUGUCUGUGCUCUUUGACGUGGGGAUCAUGGCUGUGACUCUGGAUCUCUCAGAGUACCACAUGUUCUGUGGUGGCAUGGAUGGGUCCAUCUUCCAGGUCGAUCUCUGCACUUGGCCGGUCCAGAGAGACCGGACCUUCCAGACAGAGCGGGAGAACGGGAAGGUCUUCAAAGGGCACAGGAACCAGGUGACGUGUCUGUCAGUCUCCACGGACGGCAGCCUCCUGCUCUCGGGCUCUCACGACGAGACCGUCCGGCUGUGGGACAUCCAGAGCAAGCAGUGCCUGAAGACGAUGAAUCACAAAGGUCCGGUGACAAACGCCUUCAUCGUGCUGGCCCCUGCCAACAUGUUCAACCCCGACGGGAAGCCCAGCGUGCCCCUGCCCAAGUUCAGCAAACACCUGCACGGCACCGAGAGCAGCGACGAGCCGGGCACUGAGGGGGUGACGCUGCGCCUGGGGCUGCACCAGCAGGAGCCUGGGCAGAGCUACCUGGAGAAGGCAGAGAGGAUGUACUCGCAGAUGUAUUUGACGAGGGAAAAGAACCUGGUGGGAGACCAGGAGCACCUGACGAUCCAGGUGAGCGAGCUGGAGGAGGAGGUGAGCAACCUCCGGAAAAUCAACAAGGACCUCUUUAACUUCUCCGCUCGCAUCAUCACCAAUCCAGCCAAGUGAAGAGGCUCCCCCCACCCUCGCACCCCUCCACCUCUCCCUGCCCACCCUUGGGCACUUGCCUGGCCGGCGGAGCACACCCGGCUCCCUCCCCGCUGACCCGGCACGCGCCGCGCUCGCCCGCUCGGGGACAGGGGACAGCCCAGCACGGGGGCUGCGGGCGGGGCAGCACAGGGACCGCGUUCACCCCCACGCGGGGCCGGGGGGCACUCGGGGGCACUUGGGCAGCCGCUGCGGGAGAGCUCAGGAUGCAGCUUCUGCUCGUUCCCCACCUCUUCCUCUGCCCCUUUUUUUGUUUCUUUUUGUUACUUGACCCUGCAGUGCAGACAGGAAAGUGUUUUUCUCUCAAUACCGUUUUGAGAUUGGAUUUUGGAGACCCCCUUCUGCCCACCCUGCCCUGGGGAUCGCUGCUCGGUGCUGCCGGACCCCGCUCAGUGGGACCCUGCGCUCGGGACAGCGGGGGCUGAGCGGCUCCUGCUCCGGGGGGUGCCCGGGGCCGUGGGGGUCUGCUGAGACAGGCAGGGGGUCCCUGGGCACCAGGGCAGAGGAUGGGGCACCCACCCCGUCCAGUGGGCAGGGCCUGGGGGAGGCCCUGGGCUCAGUGUGCGGGCGGUGGUUUUGGGGCACAGGGGGUCACUCCGGGGAGGGGCAGGGGGGCCAGCAAGGUGCUAUUUCCAGUCUCGUCAGUUGACAAUUUAUAUAUAUUUGGAUCCGACGACUCUGUUUUCACGGUGUUUGGGGACUCGGCCUUUUGUAUUGUCACAGCAUGGCAGCGGGGGUUGUGGGUUUUGUUUAGGUUUAUUUUUUACAUAAAAGAUUUGUUUUUAUAGUGAAA
Empidonax traillii (willow flycatcher) is the source of this 2158-nucleotide messenger RNA. It is a transcript of the gene WDR18, whose product is annotated as WD repeat domain 18. Gene Ontology annotation, cellular component: nuclear pre-replicative complex. Lineage: Eukaryota; Metazoa; Chordata; Aves; Passeriformes; Tyrannidae. The coding region runs from base 28 to 1326 and encodes 432 amino acids. The record is from RefSeq and is a predicted model, not a curated record. Gene Ontology annotation, molecular function: protein binding. The transcript has 10 exons. Gene Ontology annotation, biological process: DNA-templated DNA replication; rRNA processing.